GCAGAGAUGUCCCAUACAAUAACUUGUAGUGAAGGUCGAAAUUAUAGAGAUAUGUACAUUAAACAUGCAUUUAAAGAAUUUGACCAAAAGUUUUAUUAUGAAUGUUGUGAUUCAAAUAAAACUCCAGAACCUGGGAGAAUGUAUUUCUCCCUCCUGCAAUAUCUUUACCCAUCCAAUCCACGAAAGGAUAAAUAUUUUAACGAAACAUAUGAAAAGGCCAAGAGAUUCAUUUUUGAUAAAUUUGAUAAAGUUAAGCCUUACUCAAUUGGUUGGGAUUCUUAUCGAAGCACUUGGGCUCAUGAGGAUAUUAUUCGUGAGUUCAUGAUAAUGUCGAAUCCCGAUUGUAAAGAAUUUAAUUAUGUCGUUGAAAACACAAUAAGGAGUAAGGCUCUUUUUCCUGAUGGAAGUGUCUAUCAGAAAAGUUGCGGGAUUAUAUCCGGUACUAUGGGCACUUUACUCAUUAAUUCAUUACUAAAUACAAUUGGAUGUCUCACAGUAUUAAAUAUGAUGAAGGAGAUCGAUCUUGAUUUUCCAACUG
Dentiscutata erythropus is the source of this 538-nucleotide messenger RNA. The record is from the annotation of a GenBank genome assembly. NCBI's taxonomy places the organism in Eukaryota, Fungi, Glomeromycota, Glomeromycetes, Diversisporales, Gigasporaceae.